Molecule: messenger RNA, 4093 nt
Organism: Anolis carolinensis (green anole)
Lineage: Eukaryota; Metazoa; Chordata; Lepidosauria; Squamata; Anolidae
Gene: efcab14
Product: EF-hand calcium binding domain 14
Exons: 11
Coding region: 261-1763 (500 amino acids)
Source: RefSeq, a predicted model, not a curated record
UCUUGCGGCCGGGUCCUGAGGCCUACCGGAAGCGAAGUUCCCUCAGCUGUCAUGGCUCCGGCCGCCGAGGCGAGAGCGGCACCCGGGGAGAAGCGGCAGCAGCGGGGCAUCCGCCGGCCUCUGAGAGCACCGCGCCGGCGCCGUUGAGGCCCCAAAGCGGGCGGCGACGGAGCCCCGAGACACCAAAGCUGGCGAGCCGGGGCCCGGAGUCGGGAGCCCCCUCCGGCGGGGCCCGGAGUCCGGCCCAGCAGCACAAGAGGAUGAAGAAGCGCAAGGAGCUCAAUGCCCUCAUCGGCCUCGGCAGCGAACGGGGCAGCGGAGGCAGCGGCGGUGGUGGCGGCGGGAGUGGGCGGAAGAAGCGGCACUCGAGGAAGGGCUCCGCCUCGGGACACCGGCUCCUCCGCACCGAGUCGGCCGAGAGCAGCAGCAGCUCUUCCUCGGACCCGGAUUACGGAGAUGGCUUUGGGCUGCCCGGCUCCCGUUCGCGCUUCUCCAAGAGUGACUACUUGAGAUGCUGCAAGCUCUGCUACCCUUUAUGUGCAUUUGUUAUUCUGGCUGCUUGUGUGGUCGCUUGUGUUGGCUUGGUAUGGAUGCAGGUAGCUCUCAAGGAAGACCUAGAUGUAUUAAAGGAAAAAUUUCGAACCAUGGAGUCUAAUCAAAAAACCUCAUUCCAAGAAAUUCCCAGAUUGACUGAAGAUCUGCUUAGUAAACAAAAAGAAUUGGACCAGAUUAAGAGUGGAGAUAUGGGGUUAAAUAAAAUAUGGGUAAACAUCACAGAAAUAAACAAACAGAUAUCUUUGCUGAUGUUGGCUGUAAAUCACCUGAAAGCAAACAUUAAAUCUGCUUCUGAUUUGAUUAAUCUUCCUGUUACAGUAGAAGACCUUCAAAAGAGUGUUGCUACUAUAGGUAGCACUGUAACCAGUGUUCAUCAUGAUGUUGAAACUAUGCAGGCAGCAAUUGAAGUACAUAAGAAAACUCUAGAAACACUCCAAAAUGAAAUGAGUGAACACAUGGAAGAUGUCAAAAAGAAACAACUGUCUUUAUUCACUGCUUCUUCUGUUCCCCAAACAAGUGAGAAGAAUCUGACAGACACUUGUAAACAGGAUAACCAAUAUCUACAUACCUCUAUAGAGGAAGUAAACUCUACCCUAAUGUUGUAUCAGAAGCUGAAUGAUUUAAAACUAUUCAAUAUUGAUUCCACAAUCAGCAAUUUAACCUGGAGAGUGAUUUCAUUAGAAAAUCAUAUGAUGGUUGUCAAUAAACUGGAAAAGAAAGAGAACCUUACACUUGGUGUGGUGGGUGGCUUAACUACCUCGACAAAUGUAGAGCAUGAAGGAAGAAAUGAAACUACUACUGAAAAAGUACAGGAUAUAGAGAAAACAGAAAAUGGGGAGUCUCAGGUAUCCAAACUAAGAGAGAAGCUGCAACAAAUCAGUUCUCUGUCAAGGAAACCAGAAAAUGACAGAUCUGAAGCACUGAAAAAAGUAGGAAAACUCCAGAGCCCCACAUCAAAACCUACAAAACUUCCAAGAAUUUCUUCAAGAUCAGUCAAGAACAGUUUUGAAGGAAGUAGACACCCAAGAGGCUUGCCUUUGCCUGGAAUAUCCAGCUCAGAAGAACUUCAGGAUUUAUUCAGGACUGCCAAUCAAGAGACAGACGGCAAGCUGCCAUAUGAAGACCAGCAAAAAUUGGUUGGGUCUGCAAUUCAGGAUUCACAGAGCUUUAAGAAAUCCAGUGCAGAUAGGGAUGAGAAAUAUUCCUAGCAGAACUGAGGGUGGCCCUGGAUGUACAGAAUUUCUGCUUAUAAAUACAGUAUUUGAAGAACUACAGUAGCUACAACAACAACAUGUCAGAUAAUGAAAAGCUACAUCUAGCACUUUCCCCAAUGAUGAUACUAAUCUUUGCAGCUUAAUUUAGUUUACUUGUUGUACUUGUUGACACCUUUUACAUUUUGUGUUCUUUUAAUUUUUGUGUUCUUUGGAAAGUAUUGAAAAGCUUUUAUAUUUUUAUGAAAAAUUUAAGGAAAUCUUGACUCUUGAAAGAUUUUCAGUUCUGAGGCUCUAUUGCAGAGAUGUUCAUGUCUAUGUUCUUUGGACACAAGUGCAACACAUUACUUGUUAAUGAUGUGCUGCCUUCAUUCCUUGUUCCAAGGAGAUUAGAGCAUUUGAUUUCUCAUGGUCCAGGCCAAAGUUUGACAUCCUGGCAUUGUAUUGAAAACCUAUAUGGGGAUAAUUAUUGCAGUGAAUAACUAUAUUCAUGGCAUUAAAUUAACUAUACGGUAAUUGCACCUUAAACUAUGCUAAGAAUUUUAGCUGAAAGUUUUUAUUUCCCUUAUAAGGGAAGCUCUUGUCUUCAAAUUAGAAUAUUGUGUAAAUAUUGACAAACUUAUUUUAUAUUUCAAAUUUGCCUUAAAUUAGCUGCACUUUAGAAUUAAAAACAUAAAACAAUCUGAUGGUGUGGGAUAGGAUUUGUCUGCUUGUAAAUAUUUAAAACAGCAUAAAUCACACACAUCUGGGUUGACUUUGUAUUGAGGGUAAUAAAAAUUCCAGUCUGUAUUGUAUGAAUGUUGAAGACUGGGAGCACAUACCUUUCCACUAGGAAUUCUAUUUUUAGGACACUUUCCCCACAGUUGCCUGGAAAUGUAUGGCUAGCUUUCAGAUAGUCGAAAUCUGAACCUUUACACUAGAUUGUUAAAGAAGGCUACUUUUCUUAACACUUUGGAAAAAAAAGAAAUUCAAAUUUAUUUACUACUCAGAACAAUAUAGUGGAAUGGUUUUUUAAUUUCCUUUUGCUUUGAAAUCGAGUAGAAAUUGUGUUUGGUACUAUCAACCUUAAAGUGACGGGUAGAUACUUGAAAUAUAAGAAAGCUAAGUAUUCACUGCACCCUUUCCCUUUAUUUUGACUUACUUAAAAAAAACCUGUCUCCACCUUAAUUUGCAUCUCAUAUAAUUAAAAGUGUUUCUGAUGAUCACUGUAAUAACUGUAAUUCUUGGGCUUUUUGUUUGUGUCAGCAAGAUGAGGUUAUCUGAAUUAGAUCCUAUAAGUGCAUCUUUGUAUUUGCAUUAUGGGUGUCUCUCUGUGGUAGUUAUAAGGUAGCGAACUCUGAUCCAGGCUUGCACUGAAACACGGUUCUAAUGAAAAUGCCUUCCCCAGUUUCUUUCAGAAUAAAUACUUUGGUGAGGGAACUUGCAUUGGGGUCCUGUCACAGGUGAGGAAGCCAUAUUUAACCUCCUGUUGCAUUGCUAUCUCAGGCAAUUCUGUCUCCUUCUACACUGCCAUAUAAUCCAGAUUAUCAAAGUAGAUAAUCCACAUUAUCUGCUUUGAACUGGAUUGUAUGAGUCUAUACUGCCAUAUAAUCCAGUUGAAAGCAGAUAAGUUGGAUUUUAUAUGGCACUGUAGAUGGGGCCUUAGUCUGGACUGCAGGUCUUUUAAUUUCUGUUUUUAAAACACAUGUAAAUUUUAAGAGGCAUUGAAUGUAAUAUGUAGUUUCACUUCCUAGACAGCCCCCUUUCCGUUGUAAACUUUGUUUUCUUGAUACUGUGUUUUUGUCAAAGGAAAAUAGGUAUACAUGAAGAAUAAGAUAUUUAAAAAGUAAAUGUCAAUGUUCUCUAGAUUCUGAGUAGAGAAGAAAUCCAAGCAAAUAUUCUAUUGUGAGGCAGAAUUUGAUGUUGCACCAGUGCUUUCAAGAAUGUAUUGCAAGGACACACACAUUUUUUGCACCUUUUAGGAGAUUUAAUUCUCAGCAAAGUGACAGUCUGCAGCAAAAGGUUGACUUUCUAGUAAUUUGAAUAUGGGUGUCGUUGACAGUUAUGGUGGCCACUGUCAAAAUACUAAUAAACCAGAAGGCCUGGUGUAACAUACACUCAACAUCACAGAAUGUUACCUUGCUGUAGAAAGAACAAAAGUCUUCCUAUGCUAAAGAAGAGUCUUGAAGUAUCAUUCCCUCAAUAGGUUGUUUCAUUAUUGUUGUUGGUUUUUCCUCCAAACCUGAAGCUUUGCCCAUUAGUUAAGAGAACAAGUGUUCUCUCAGACAAGCAUCACUUUCACAUACUUUGUAUAAAACCUUUGACCAAAUAAAGCAAUAACAAUAUUA